CGCUAUAAAUAGCCGGGGCCGGCCGGGCACCGCCUUGGAGCCGGCGCCCACUGCGAGGCCCGCGCGGCGGGAUCUGGGCCGGCGAGCGCGGCCCGGCCUGGCCCGGCGCGCAUGGAGGCGGCGGGAGGCGUGCGGGCGCUGACCUUGCCUGCGGCUGACCGCCGGGGGGCCUAUGGAGAGACCGCCCGGGGGCCGAUCUGAGUGCUGCGGUGCCCAACAUCGCUGCCGCCCUUGCUGCUGCCGACCGCCCUGCGCCGCUGGCCGUCACCAUCGCCCUCACCUGCCGCUGGCCGCCGCUGCCCGACCUGGGGCCGGCGCUGCCGCCUAAGCCCCCUGCCCUGCUCCGGGACUCGCUGGACCCUGAUGGGGUAACGUGACAGGGACCCUGUGCGCCUGAGACUGCCUGAGACGCCCACCCCAAGGCCGCCCCCAAGUUGGUUCAUUUCAAGUUCAUUUUUCCUUUGGUCCUUGGGGGAUUGAGGCCCACCUGUGAGCCAAGGGUGCCGUUGGUCGUCCACUGAUGCAGGGGGGCGUCCCAGCGAGGGACACAGCACUGGACAGCGUCCCCACGGCCGGAUUCACUCUGGGCUUCUUAAGGUUUUUUUUUUUCUCGCUGACUCGUCACUCGUCUUUUGUUUCUACACCCCACUACCAUCAUCAGCCCCGAGAGACAGCUCUUUGGAGUUGCCCAUUUUACUUUGGGGGUCUUUUUUCUGACACGCUGGAUUUUCUUUUUUAACUAUCCACGCACCGGGCAGCUCCCUCCCCCUCCCGAGUAUUUGCACAAUAUUUGUGCGGAGUGAGGGGUGGGUUUUCAGACAGCCUCUCCUAGGACAAGCACAGCUGGCUCUUGUCUGGGCGGGCUUCUCUGGUCUGCGAGCCCAGCCCUCUCUGGCGCCCCCUCCCGGCCCCGGGGGCGGCCAUGGCGCGGAUGAACCGGCCGGCCCCCGUGGAGCUGAGCUACAAGAACAUGCGCUUCCUCAUCACCCACAACCCCACCAACGCCACCCUCAGCACCUUCAUCCAGGACCUCAAGAAGUACGGCGCCACCACGGUGGUGCGCGUGUGCGAAGUGACCUACGACAAGGCCCCGCUGGAGAAAGAUGGCAUCACCGUGGUG
Oryctolagus cuniculus (rabbit) is the source of this 1120-nucleotide messenger RNA. Lineage: Eukaryota; Metazoa; Chordata; Mammalia; Lagomorpha; Leporidae. The record is from RefSeq and is a predicted model, not a curated record.